Candoia aspera is the source of this 1589-nucleotide messenger RNA. RefSeq names its product ribonuclease P/MRP subunit p25 like (gene RPP25L). Gene Ontology annotation, biological process: tRNA 5'-leader removal. Gene Ontology annotation, molecular function: RNA binding. Gene Ontology annotation, cellular component: ribonuclease MRP complex. The transcript has 2 exons. The record is from RefSeq and is a predicted model, not a curated record. NCBI's taxonomy places the organism in Eukaryota, Metazoa, Chordata, Lepidosauria, Squamata, Candoiidae. The coding region runs from base 75 to 638 and encodes 187 amino acids.
UGGGAGUGGCGCCGUCUUGGUUGCCGCGCGGCGGCGGUCGGUGUGCGGGGAAGUUCCUUACAGCAUUGCAAACCAUGGAGAAUUAUCAGAAGUCCAAGACGGUGGAGAAGCCUUCUCCUCUUCCCUUUACCAACUUGCCGUCAGAUAUCAUUGAAAUGAAAGUGAAGGAUGGAAGCAAAAUCCGGAAUCUAAUGGGCUAUGCCAUUGGCAAGAUGGAGCAGGAGACCAUGAGGCAGAUGCUCUUCAGCGGGGCUGGCAAAGCAAUCAACAAGACUAUCACAUGCGUGGAGAUCAUGAAGCGGAGGCUCAAGGACCUUCAUCAGAUCACAAAAGUGUUCUUCCAGCAAAUAGAGGAGAUCUGGGAACCUAUCGUGCCAGAGGCUGGCCUUGAUCCUUUGACUGUAAAGCGAAAUAUCCCUGCCAUUUGUGUUUUGCUGAGCAAAGAUCCACUGGAUGUUCAGGAGCCAGGUUAUCAGGCUCCUGGAUCUUUUGAUGCCUUCUGGUUAGAAACACUGGAUUUGGAGUCCCAAAGCCAAACGAAAAGGAAGAAGGGUGGAGGGAGAGGGGCAGGCCAUGCAGGAAAGCACCCUCGCUCUGUCUUUCGGGAAGAAUCCAAAAAUAAGCCUCAGUCAAGCUGACUGAAUAUUUAUCUGCAGAGCCAAAGAAAGCCAGACAGUUUACAUCUUGAGAGAGGAAAAUCAGAAAGAGGUUAAUUUAAAGGAAAUGGAAGAAGAGAGGCUGUGGCUGCAGAACAGUCUUGGUCAGGCUGAUCAUCGGCAUCUGGCAAGGUGGCUCUUUUCUUCCUUUACGAAGGAAACAAAAAAUGUUCUGGUGGAUUGUUCAGAUACUUGAAACAAUAAUGAUUUAAAAAAAAAGCAGAGCCUUCUGGCUGGGGGGGGAUGUGGAGAAUCUGUGCCUGUUUACCUCUUUGGUACGUGGGUAGCUGUGAUGUUUACCUGCUUCCUUCAGUGGAUGGCUCUUCCUUUGAUGUUACAAGAAUCUUAUGAUCUACUUCUGUGAAAAGGCGGGUGCCUGCUGCUUCUGAAAUUUCAUUGUGAUAGGAGAAGGGCUCCCUGUUUUUUAUGGUAUUCUUUUGCUUAAACAUAAGAAGCAUCUGCCCUCCUGUGUAGCCAAGAGGUUAUCUUACUUGAUUCAGCAUAAAGAUGAGACGGUCUCAUCUUGAUUGUCCAACAUGCAGAGGUGCAGCUGAAUAUGUCUAGAGAUGAUGGGGGAAAUGCCGGGGUUGCUUGUUAAUUAAAGUCCUGUUCUAUAUUUUUAAUAACAAGAGGGCUGUAUUUAUUUUUCAGUAUUUGAAAAGGCUGUUUGGUCUAUGAAAGCGUUGUUGCUAGCCUAGACUCUUGAUGCUUGUCUCCAAUAAUUCUGUCUCCCUCCAUAAGUGGUGCUUGAGGAAGUGAAAGAGGGUACCAAGAGCAUUCACCCUCUUUAGCUGAUGUAGCCAUGGCUCUUCAUGUACCUCUGAAAGCAUCGAUGCUCCAGAGAUCCUGUGUGGGGCAAGAAUUUCAGCUGUUUGUUGACAGUACUGAUUAUUACUGCUUUCAAUCAAACCAUUAAAAAAACCACAUUCUUAG